Neurospora hispaniola is the source of this 1098-nucleotide messenger RNA. Its product is annotated as putative homoserine dehydrogenase. Gene Ontology annotation, biological process: L-homoserine biosynthetic process; aspartate family amino acid biosynthetic process. The record is from RefSeq and is a predicted model, not a curated record. The coding region runs from base 1 to 1098 and encodes 365 amino acids. The transcript is spliced from 2 exons. Lineage: Eukaryota; Fungi; Ascomycota; Sordariomycetes; Sordariales; Sordariaceae. Gene Ontology annotation, molecular function: aspartate kinase activity; homoserine dehydrogenase activity; NADP binding.
AUGGCUUCAGCUCGUCAAGUCAACAUUGCCAUCAUCGGCGCCGGUGGAGUAGGAAAGUGCUUCCUCUCCCAGCUCGAGUCGCUGGCCGCUCGCCGCCAGAACCAGAAGCUGGUGCUCACCUACAUUGCCACCAGCAAGAAGGCCGUCUACAGCGACGCAUACUCGCCCAUCGCCCUCGACAGCGUCGUCUCGACCCUCUCCUCCUCGUCGCAGGCCCCCCUUGCCCUCCCUAAGCUCGUCGACUACCUCGCCGCCUCGGGCACCAAGACGGUCCUCGUCGACAACACCAGCUCCCAGGACAUCGCCGAUGCCUACCCCAGCUUCCUUCGCCGCGGCAUCAGCAUCGUGACGCCUAACAAGAAGGCCUUCUCGGGCUCGUACAAGUUGUGGCAGGACAUCUUCGCCGCCAAGGAGGAGGGUGGUUCUUUGCUGUACCAUGAGGCCUCGUGCGGUGCCGGCCUGCCCGUCAUCUCCACCAUCAAGGACCUGGUUGAGACGGGCGACGAGGUAACCAAGAUCGAGGGCGUCUUUAGCGGCACCAUGUCCUUCCUGUUCAAUUCGUUCGCUCCGACAUCGGGCUCGGGCGGCGGCAAGUGGUCCGCCGAGGUGGCCAAGGCCAAGGAGCUGGGCUACACGGAGCCCGACCCGCGCGAUGACCUCAACGGUCUCGAUGUUGCGCGCAAGCUGACCAUCCUCGCCCGCUACGCUGGCCUCGAGGUCGAGUCGCCCACGUCCUUCCCCGUGCAGAGCCUGAUCCCCAAGCAGCUCGAGUCGGUCGCCAGCGGCGACGAGUUCCUCGCCCGCCUGCCCGAGUUCGAUGCCGAGAUGGAGGAGGUCAAGGCCGAGGCGCAGAAGGAGGGCAAGGUUGUCCGCUUCGUCGGCAGCAUCGACGUGGCCAGCAAGCAGGUCAAGGUCGGGCUGGAGAAGUUUGACCUCUCUCACCCCAUCGCGGCCCUCAAGGGCAGUGACAACAUCAUUAGCUUCUACACUAAGCGGUAUGGAAGCAACCCCCUCAUCAUCCAGGGUGCCGGCGCCGGAGGUGACGUAACCGCCAUGGGCGUCACCAGCGAUCUCCUCAAGGUGCUUGCUCAGCUAUAA